AUGAGUUACAGUCACCAAACAACGUCCAAUGUAUUGGGAGAAUCUGAUAUUAAACACCUCAAUUUGCUUCCAUAUGAGGUCCUCUCAAAGAUUUUCAAGCUUUGUGAUAUAAAAAGUAAGACCUCAUUGUUGCAGAUCUAUAAUCAGACCAAUAACGGAUUUUGGAAAGAACUAAUUGGCAGCACCAUUUUUUCUUCAAUAUCUAUAAAUUAUACAUAUUAUAAACAGAAAGAAUGUCCUAUCGAUUUGAGGAAUCAGCUAGUCUUUGGAAUUGAGGAUUUGGUGGAACUAAAAGAGGUGGCGAAGUUUGUCGAGUCAGUUGAUUUUGAUAUUGAAAACAUUGGGUUUUGUGAGUUUGAGGAUGAAGAUUUUAAAAAAAGAUCAAUAGAGCUUGAAAAUGCCGUAAAGAAGAUCAAUAUUAUUGUUAAUGAUAUGUCAAAGUUGAAACGAGCAAAAAUUCCGGGUUAUCCGGACAUCAAGAUCAAUAACCCAUUAAGAGAGUUACGCAUUGUGUACAAUUCAACAAGUUUUAAAACGUUUUUUUUGGAAGGAUUCAACUGCACAAGGUUGCAGAAAUUAGCAAUUCAUUUAUAUUUUAAUGAUAAAUUUGACGAAAUUCCCUUUGCUGAUACAUUUCCCAGUUUGGAAGACUUUCAAAUGGAAUGUGAUGACAAAAGAAAACCUUUAGAUCUCAAAUUUCUAAAGGCUCCUAAAUUGAAGCGAAUCAAUGUUGCAUCAAAGACCCCAGUCAAGCAUUUUUCAAGUGAACGGUAUCCGGAAUUAGAGUUCUUUAACUGUAUAUCAGAAGGAGUUGACUUGAAACACUGUGCAGGGUUCAAAAAAUUGAAAGAUGCUUCGUUUUGGGUACCGAAAAUGGAUGAUCUUUCAGUGAUUGGACACUGGAAAAAUUUGAGAUCUUUAAGCAUUAAGCUAAAAGAAUUGCCGUCAAAUAUUCCAUCUUGGAAUUUGAAAAAUUUGAAGCGUCUAACUCUCUAUAUUUCUGGCCUUCGCACAACUGAGAAUUUGGAAAACUUGACAAACUUGGAGUCCUUGAAAUUAAUUAGCAAUGUCCUCUCUAAUCUCAACGGAUUGGAUAAUAUGGUUAAUUUGAAAAUAUUGGAAGCAUCGUUCAGUGAUAUUACAAAAAUCGAUUGUGAUUUCAGCAAGUUGGUAAAUUUGCAAGAUCUCAAUUUGCGAAUCAAUCAAAUAUCUUCGUUCGAAAAUAUCAGCUCAUUUCCCAAGUUGCGAUUUUUGGACCUUAGUAAAAACAAUUUACAGAGUAUUGAUCAAGCUUUGAACUAUCCUUCAUUGGAAAAUCUUAAUCUAAGCUUUAACUCACUCCAAAAACUUGAGAAUUUUGAAGCCUUGACAAGUUUGAAGAAAUUUGAUGCCAUGAAUAAUCAAAUAGCUGAAAUCAAUAGUACGUUUACAAAUUUCAAUCAAUUGGAGAAGCUAGAUUUAAGCUGGAACUCCAUAAAAUCAAUGAAGGCAUUUCAAUCAGUUUCAAACUUGAAAAUAUUGAAUCUUGCGAGAAAUAAAAUAUCCAGAGUUGAUGUGGAUGAAUUAGAUUUGCCUAGAUUGGAGAGGCUAGACUUGAGUGGUAAUGAAUUGACUAUGAUUGGUAAUUUGAAACUACCUGCUUUGAGGGAAUUGAAUCUUGCCUGUAACAGAAUUACAAAGAUUGAAACAAAUUUGAAACUACCUGCUUUGAGGGAAUUGACUCUUGCCUAUAACAGAAUUACAAAGAUUGAAACAAAUUUGAGCGAAUUGUUAAACUUGGAAAAGCUACACUUGUGCAACAAUAAGAUCAAAUCGUUUAAAAAUAUCAACGCCAUUCCAAAUCUCCUCAUUUUGAACCUAUUCAAUAAUGAAUUGGAAUCUAUUGAUCUUCCAUUGGAUUUUCCUCGUCUUUUGAACUUCCACCUUGGAAGGAACUCGCUUACUUCCUGGAAUAUAGAAUCCCAAAAUUUGCCAUCAUUGGAAAACUUAGACUUAUCUGAAAACAAGUUUGUUCUGUUGGAACAGAUUGCUGAAGCCUGCACAAUUCCGGGAUUAAAAAACUUGGAUAUCGGGAAAAAUAAUAUCCCAGGACUCACCAAGCUUUCUCAGAUGCUGUAUGUUGAGGAUUCAGAUGAGGCUAAACAAUGUUCCAAUAAUAAUAUCGUGUCGUUUUUUGAAAUGAUGUUGAAAGUUAAUCCCAAGUUGUUUAUUAGACAUGAUAAAGGCAUCAACAAUAAUUUUUACCCUCAGGAAAAAAACCCUCGGGAAAAUUUUACUGGUGCUCAUGAUGGUACAAACUACCUACAAUUUUUGUAA
This is a messenger RNA of Saccharomycopsis crataegensis, 2316 nucleotides long. Its product is annotated as leucine-rich repeat domain-containing protein. The record is from RefSeq and is a predicted model, not a curated record. Gene Ontology annotation, molecular function: protein binding. Bases 1 to 2316 code for a protein of 771 amino acids. The transcript has a single exon. NCBI's taxonomy places the organism in Eukaryota, Fungi, Ascomycota, Saccharomycetes, Ascoideales, Saccharomycopsidaceae.